Molecule: messenger RNA, 393 nt
Organism: Medicago truncatula (barrel medic)
Lineage: Eukaryota; Viridiplantae; Streptophyta; Magnoliopsida; Fabales; Fabaceae
Product: dolichyl-diphosphooligosaccharide--protein glycosyltransferase subunit 4A
Exons: 2
Coding region: 145-258 (37 amino acids)
Source: RefSeq, a predicted model, not a curated record
UGUGAUGGGUAAAAUGGUCAAACGAAAUGAAGACUAGACUCUUGUGCUUAGUUAUUUGCAUCAGAGUUUUGUAAGUUAUACAGAACGAAACAUAACAGCAACAUUCACCGGAGAAGAAACACCGAUUUCCACCGCGUUUUCAAGAUGAUUGAUGAUAAUGAUCUGGGUUUCUUUGCCAAUUUUCUCGGCGUCUUCAUCUUCGUCCUGGUGAUAGCAUAUCACUAUGUCGUGGCUGACCCAAAGUAUGAAGGAAACUAGGAGAGUUUUGAAGUUCAAGAUGUAAUUUUUUUAUGUUGUAGACUGAUAUGCUUUACAAAUGGAAUUUUAAGUGAUAUAAUUAUGAACCUCAUUUUGGGAAUAUUAAUUUUAGCUUGGUACUAAAACUUUUAUUAA